AUGUGGAGGUACAGAAACUAUGUAUUUGCUUUUCACUAUCAGCUGCGUACCUGCAUUCUCCUCGCCUUGGCCACCUGUGCCUUUGGUCAUCCUACCACCAGCUACACUCUCGCCAGUAACCUCGGUUACGGACUCGGCUAUGGCAACCUCGGCUAUGCCGGCCUUGGCUACGGUGGCCUUGGGCUCUCCCAUUAUGGCCUUUCCCAUGGAGUUGGCUACUCAGGCCUGACUGGCUAUGGCGUUGGUUACGGACACGGAUACGCCCCAGCCGCUAGCUACGCCGUCGCCGCCCCAGCUGUUGCCCGCACCGUUUCCACCUACCACGCUACUCCAGCUGUGACCGCUUUCCACGCCGCCCCAGCUGUCGCCACCUACGCUGCCGCCCCAGCUGUAACCAGCGUUGUCCGCUCCGCUCAAGUUGUUGCUGCUGCCCCAGCUGUCACCAGGGUGGUCCAUUCCGCUCCAGCUGUCACCUACGCUGCCGCUCCAGCUGUCACCAGGGUGGUCCAGUCCGCUCCAGCUGUCACCUACGCUGCCUCCCCAGCUGUCACCAGGGUGGUUCAGUCCGCUCCACUUGUCCAGACCUAUGCUGCCGCCCCAGCCGUAACUCGUGUCGCCACCUAUGCUGCCCCCGCUGUGACCAAGGUUGUCCAGUCCGCUCCUCUUGUCCAGAGCUACGCUGCUGCCCCAGCCGUGACCGCUGUCCACGCUGCUCCAGCUUUCGCUGCCGUCCACGCUGCCCCAGCUGUUACCACCGUUGCCCACGCUGCUCCAGCGGUUGCUACUUACGGAGUCGCCCACGCUGCCCCAGCGGUUGCUACUUACGGAGUCGCCCACGCUGCCCCAGCGGUCGCUACCUACAGCGUUGCCCACGCUGCCCCAGCCCUCGCUACCUACGGUGUUGCCCAUGCCGCACCAGUCCACUACGGCUACGGCGUUGGCUCCCUGGGCUACGGUACCGGUCACUACGGUUACGGCCACGGUCUCCUCGGUUACGGCCUGAACUAUGGCUACGGUCUUGGCUCCCCGCUGAGCUACGCCACCCUCCUCCGCAAGAAGAAGUGUAAGAUGUACUUUGUAGUCGGCAGUUAA
Molecule: messenger RNA, 1092 nt
Organism: Dermacentor andersoni
Lineage: Eukaryota; Metazoa; Arthropoda; Arachnida; Ixodida; Ixodidae
Source: RefSeq, a predicted model, not a curated record